ACCGGCAAAAUCCUGAUCGGCUUUCUUCCACAACCUUCGUCGGAGCUCUUCGAAUUUCCCACAUUCAAAGCCACCGACGGCAGUCGUGCCUGCGUCGCUAUCGUAUUCUCCCCACCGCUUCCGGGGAUUCUGCUGAGGUCGACGUAGAAAGCUACUCCUUCUCUUUCCAGGUUCGCUUCCUUCCCGCCCUCUACCUUUCCUUUUCCCUUCAGAUAGUCUCGACUGUGAAAUGUCAAGAAGAACUACUGCCGCCAUAGUGGAUACAGAUUGAUGAGUUUUCUUAUAUGGUUUUCGUUUAUAGCUAUAAGGAAUCUUUCAAAGUAACAAUUUUUAUUCCGGGAGAAGUUAGAUAUUGUCUGUGGAAUUGUGGAUAGGUUUAGGUUUAUGGACCGACCGCCGGCGCAUGAUUACGCUGCUGCAGCAAUGGCGUAUGCCCAACAACAGCAGCAGCAGCAACAACAACAACAACAGCCGCCAUUUGGGUUUCACCCGCAGCAUCAAGGCCAGCAGUUUCCUCCACCGCCGGCAUUCAUUCCGCCGCCUCAUCCUUCAAUGCAACAACAAUUCCCGUACCCUCACCACUUACAGCAGCAGCAGCAACCUCAGCUCCACCCUCACCCUCACGCGCCACCACACCCUCACCUUCUCCACCACCAGCAGCCUCUCCCUGGUUUCUCCUCUCACUUGCCUCCCCCGAUCCUUCCAUCUCCCUUCCACGGUGGUGGUGGUCCUUAUGAUUCAGCUCCACCGCCGCCAGCUCCUCCUCCAUCUGAUCCCGAGCUUCAGAAACGGAUUGACAAGCUAGUCGAGUACUCAGCGAAGAAUGGGCCAGAAUUCGAGGCGAUGAUUCGUGACAAGCAGCAGGAUAAUCCGGCUUAUAGCUUUCUGUUUGGUGGCGAGGGACAUAACUACUAUCGGUUUAAGCUUUGGGUGUCUACUCGACCUCCGCCGGCUGGCCCUUACAAUGCUCCUUUCCCGCCUUCAUCUUCUGUUCCAUUGAUGCAUCCUCCUCCUCAGAUAAUGCAGCAACCGGGGUUCCCGCCAUUCUAUGAUCCGCAUCAGCAGCACCACCAGUCGCCUCAGCCGCCAUUUGGGGCACAUGUGGGGGGAGGUGAUUUUGAUCAGUUUGCCAAGUCGUUUAAAGGUCUUUCUGGUCCACUUCCGCCUGAUGUUGCUGUGGAGUUGACUAAUGUGAUGAAUAGUUUGAAUGGCACCAAAGAUUCGAUUAAAGGGGCAAAGACUUGGUUCAUGCAGAGGUCUCCUUUUGCACCUGGUUUGGCUGAGGGUAUGAGAGAUAGGGUUUUCUCUGUGGAUGAUUCCGAGAGGCAGCUGCAUGUCAUAUACCUUGCUAAUGACAUACUUUUUGACAGUUUGCAGAGAAGGGCUAAUCCUCAUGAGCUUGAUAAUGAGGCCCUUGCAUUCAAGCCAGUCCUGGGUUCAAUGCUUGCAAGAAUUUACCAAAACCCCGCGAAUAAGGAAGAGAAUCAGUCACGCUUACAGAAAAUCCUGCAGUUCUGGGGCUCCAAGGAGGUUUAUGAUCACGAUACCAUUCGUGCACUGGAGGCUGAAAUGGUCAGCGGGGCACCAACUAGCUCGAUCUUAGGACCUGCAAGGGACUUGUCCGAUUCGAUGACUGCUGCAGGAUUCCCACAGCAGCCAACGAACCACCACAGUGCUUCACAUUGGCAGCUAGAUAAGCAACAUGAGCGGGAGCAUGCUGAUAAACAAGUCCCACCCUCUGCCUUGCCGCCACUUGCUGCCCAGCAAUUCCUUGCAAACUCUGUCCCUGCUGGUGGUUUUGCUGGUACUGUGCCCAUAAUCCCUGCCGCUCAACCACCACUGCUACCAACUCCUCCUCCGGCCCUCGCCGAGAAAUUACCACCAUACCCUUUAUUCCCACCAGGACUCAUCCCCGGGAUGGUCCGAAAAAUGCAGAUCGGAAGUGGCGUCCCAUACUCUCCUCUGAGCCCUCUCGACAUCCCGACCAUGAUCCCGCCAUCCGCAGUUUCCCCAUCUGAGGUCCUAGAGCGAGUCUCCAAAUUUUUCAAAGAGAUCGGAGAGGUCAACCCGUCGGAAGGGCCGAUGAAGUCAUCCGACGAUGAUGAUUACGACGACUACGAGAGGGACCGGUCUCCUGUACGUAAAGGCGGAGCAUGUAUCCCCCCGCCUCCUAACCUGCAGGUUGUCGACCCCGAGACGGGGACUUAUCCUGAUGGAAGUGUGGAGAGAAAACCGGGAGCACUGGGAUCUGGAAGGCUUGGAUUGGGGGCAACCGCUGACCCUAAUGAGGUGAGCCAGUAUGAUGAUGUAUACUCGUCGUACAGGAAACAGAGAAGCAGUAAUUAUCAUACUUCCAUGAGUGCAAGAGCAGCUGUCUCUGUCAAGAGAGCGACGUAAUUUUUCUCCGUUUGCGGGUUAGUAUCUGUUUGUGUACUCCUUUCUGAUUAGGGGAUGGAUGUUUGUGUUUUACUGCAAGGAAUGGGGAUUCACUGUAAUCAGAUUACU
Messenger RNA from Linum trigynum, 2505 nucleotides. The record is from the annotation of a GenBank genome assembly. Lineage: Eukaryota; Viridiplantae; Streptophyta; Magnoliopsida; Malpighiales; Linaceae.